This is a messenger RNA of Plasmodium malariae, 2037 nucleotides long. It is a transcript of the gene UBA2, whose product is annotated as SUMO-activating enzyme subunit 2, putative. The record is from RefSeq and is a predicted model, not a curated record. The coding region runs from base 1 to 2037 and encodes 678 amino acids. Gene Ontology annotation, cellular component: cytoplasm; SUMO activating enzyme complex. Gene Ontology annotation, biological process: protein sumoylation. The transcript is spliced from 2 exons. Lineage: Eukaryota; Apicomplexa; Aconoidasida; Haemosporida; Plasmodiidae. Gene Ontology annotation, molecular function: SUMO activating enzyme activity.
AUGCAUAAAAGUAUGAGGAAAAUUUUUGACAGUAAAAUAUGUGAUAAGGUCGAAAGCAUGAAAAUAUUACUGGUAGGUGCAGGAGGUAUAGGAAGUGAGUUUUUAAAAAAUAUUAUAACGAUAGGAUGUAAACAUAUAGAUAUAAUAGAUAUAGAUACUAUUGAUAUAACAAAUUUAAAUAGACAAUUUUUAUUUAAAAAAAAAGAUGUAAAAAAAUACAAAGCAAUAGUAGCAAAAGAAAGAGCAUUAAAACAUUGUAAAGAUUUAAAUAUUAAUGCAUACACACAUGAUGUGUGUACAAUGAAAAGUAGUGAUAUUUCAAAAUAUGAUUAUGUAAUAAAUGCCUUGGACAAUAUUAAGGCAAGAGAGUAUGUUAACAAAUUAUGUAUAAUGGAAAAAAAAAUAUUAAUAGAAGCAGGGAGUACAGGAUAUAAUGGUCAGGUAUAUCCAAUUUUUUCAAAUGAAACGAAAUGUUAUAAUUGUGAAGAAAAACCAAAAAAUAAAACAUACGCUAUAUGUACAAUAAGACAAACUCCAUCUUUACCUGAACAUUGUGUAGCUUGGGGUAGAUUAAUUUUUGAAACCUUUUUUUGUAAAAAUGAUAAUGAGACAUUAAUUGAUAUUAAAAAUCAUAUUGAAGAAGAAUCAAAAAAAAGAAAUAUGGAAAAAAAAGAAAUUAUCAUAUUCAUAUUUAACUAUUUAUUUCAUGAUACUAUAAAGGAAUUGAUUUCAUUAAAGAAAGAUUAUGUAAUUACACCCGUCCCUGUACUCUUUGAAUCGAAUUAUCUGUUUGAUUCUGCUUACAUUGGGCAGGUUGUUUCUCUUAAGGAUGGUUGUGAAGUCCAGCUGGGAGAAAAUCCAGAUCAAGGGAUAAAGGGAGGGAAAAACGAAGAGAAGGAACAAAGAAGCAAAAUAAAGGGGAAAAACAAAGAAUCGUGUAAAGGUAAAAAUGUAACUGUAGGUGAUAGAGACUCACUAAAUACAAGCGAAGGAAUAGAAGAUGAAGAAAAAAAGGAUCUACAACUGCGCUCCCAAAUUAUAUGGAAUAAAACAAAAUGUAUAGAAAUGUAUGUAAAAAGUUUUUUGAAUUUGUAUAACUAUUUGAAUAUAAAUAAAAAAGGAGAGGAUUAUUUAAUAUUUGAUAAGGAUGAUGAUGAUUGCAUUAAUUUUAUAGCUGCUCUUUCUAAUUUAAGGAUGAUAAAUUUUUCAAUCAAUCAAAAAAGUAAAUUCGACAUACAGUCUAUAGCUGGAAAUAUUAUUCCUGCAAUUUCGUCAACAAAUGCUAUAGUCGCUUCUCUUCAAGCAGUUCAGUUAAUUCAUGUAAUCGAAUAUUUCCAAGUUUUAAAAAAUAGUGAGAAGGAGGAAAAUUCCGAAAGGAGGGAAAAUAGGGAAAGAAAAAAUUUAAGGGACAGCAAAGCAAAGCAUGUGUGGAUUAAAAGUGUAGUUAAUGGUAAUAAAAUAUUUUCAAGGGGAAAUAUAGUUAAUUCGGAAAAUUUAGAAGCACCUAAUCCUAAUUGUUACAUAUGUCAACAACCAGUGAUAAAUAUUUAUAUAAGAAAUUUUAAUGAUAUGAGCUUAUAUGAUUUUGUGAAAGAUGUAUGUACAAACGAGUUAUAUUUUUUAUACCCAUUUUUAGACAAACAAGAUAGAAAUAUAUUUGAUUAUGAUUUAUUUUUAGAAAAUGAUGAAGAUUAUAUAAAAUCUUUAUAUAACUCCUUAAGUGAUUGGGAUAUUAAAAAUGAUGAAAUUUUAACUUUAACAGAUUUUCAAAAUAAUAAGGAUCAGCUGGAAAUUCAUUUAAAGCAUGACCCCUCCUUAGAAACCUCCUAUUUUAUAAAACAAAAAAUAACAAAAAAGAGGAACGUGCAAACGGAGGAUGAAGAAGAUACUAUUAAGAGUUUGAAGAAGAGGAGAUAUAUAGCCUCAGACGAGGGAGAGGCGAACGAAAGUAAAGUAACUUAUGACACACACAAGGCAGAAGAAAUAAUAAUAGAUGAUGAGAGAAACGAUAACUCGGACUUGGUACUAAUUGAUUAA